UAGCAAGACUCAUAUUCAACCCACCCUUGUGUUGUUUGUUUGGGUUCUGUUCUGUUCUCAUCUCAUUUCAUCUCUCUCUCUCUCUACUUUUCUUUUCCAGGUUUGGUAGGCGCUACCUCCAAAUCAGACUCCUCUUUUGUUUUUCACUUUCCAAUUCCCUAUUUCUCAAUCCACCUCAAUCUCCUUUCCCAAAACACACACAACAAACUAGAACAUUCCUUAACCUUUCCAAGAUUCGAAACCAACAAACAAUAAAGAAAGAAGAAAAAAACCACACACACCCCAAUAGACAUUCUCAAUUUUGAUCUGGUGGGGUUUGCUCCAAUUGCCUGAAUUUCAAAUCGAAUCAUCUGGGCUAUCGAGAAUGUUUAACGGUAUGAUGGAUCCUGAGUUGAUGAGGAUCGCUCAGGAACAGAUGAGUCGCAUGUCACCCGCUGAAUUGGCUCGGAUCCAACAACAGAUGAUGUCCAAUCCGGAGUUGAUGAGGAUGGCAUCUGAAAGCAUGAAUAACAUGAACCCUGAAGACUUGAAGCGUGCUGCUGAGCAGUUAAAGCAUACCCGUCCCGAGGAAAUGGCUGAGAUUGGCGAGAAGAUGGCCAGUGCGACACCGGAUGAAGUAGCAGCUAUGCGUGCUCGUGUUGAUGCUCAGAUCAAAUAUCAAUUGAAUGCAGCUGAGAUGUUGAAGAAGCAGGGAAAUGAUCUUCACAAUCAAGGAAGGUUCAAUGAUGCUUUGCAGAAGUAUAAGCUUGCUAAGGAAAACAUUAAAGACAUUCCAUCUUCUCAAAGUGGAAAGCUUAUUUUGGCGUGCUCACUUAACUUGAUGUCUUGUUACUUGAAGACAAGGCAGUAUGAUGAAUGCAUAAAAGAAGGUUCUGAGGUCUUGGCAUAUGAUGCGAAGAACCUUAAGGCACUUUAUCGAAGAGGUCAAGCAUACAAGGAACUGGGCCUGCUAAAUGAUGCUGUUACUGAUUUGAGCAAAGCACUUGAAGUAUACCCAGAUGAUGAUACAAUUGCAGAGCUUUUACGGGACACCAAGGAAGAAUUGACAAAGGGAGGUAGUGAUUGUGCACCUAGAAGAUUAGUAAUUGAAGAAAUAACUGAAGAAGUAGAGGAUGUGCCUUCUGGAAACAACAAAAGCUCUUCUUUGGAACAAACAGUGGUUCAACCAAAAAAAUCUGGUGGCUCCUCUAAAAGUGGCAGUAUUGCUAACAGUGGAAAUCCAAAAACAAACACAGACAGUAUCGAUGCAUUGAAAAAAGAUCCAGAAGCAAUCAGAUCAUUCCAAAACUUCAUUUCAAGUGCCGAUCCUUCCACUCUGGCUUCUUUGAACAUGGGACAAUCCAAUAAUGUGUCUCCAGAUAUGAUUAAAGCUUCCUCAGAUAUGAUUAGCAAGAUGUCACCUGAGGAACUUCAAAAAAUGCUUGACAUGGCGUCUUCGUUUCAAGGGGACAACCCAUUUUUCAGAGGAGGUUCCACUGAUUCUCCUUUGAACCCUGGAUCUAUUCCUCCCAAUGUGACGCCUGACAUGUUUAAAACAGCGAGUGACAUGAUAAGUAAAAUGCCAGCAGAUGACCUUAAGAAGAUGUUUGAAAUGGCAUCCGUACUUAAGGGGAAGGAAUCUAUUCCAUCAGCAGCAGCCGUAGACAGGAAUGAAAGAAAUGUUUCCCAGUCAAACUUCCCAUCCUCAAGUAGUAACGGAACUCAUGCUUUUGGAGAAUCAAGUUCUUCUCAAAAUUUGUUUUCAAAUAUGAGAAAUGCUUCUCCGCCAAAUUUCCCUUCCUCAAGUGCUGAUUUACAAGAACAGAUGAGAAACCAGAUGAAAGAUCCAGCUAUGCGGCAGAUGUUCACAUCAAUGAUUAAAAAUAUGAGCCCGGAAAUGAUGGCAAACAUGGGAGAACAAUUUGGUGUCAAGCUCUCACCUGAAGAGGCAGCAAAAGCUCAGCAAACCAUGUCGUCCUUCUCACCAGAAAGCUUGGAUAAAAUGAUGCUUUGGGCGGACAGGCUUCAAAGAGGAUUUGAAGGUGCGAAGAAGACAAAGAACUGGCUGCUAGGGAAACCAGGCAUGAUCUUAGCAAUAUUCAUGCUCAUUUUGGCUAUCAUUCUUCACCGGUUUGGCUUCAUUGGUAGCUAGAAUAAGGGGCAUGCAUUAUUAUGAGAGAUUCUUCAGUGUUCCAAAUAUAUCAGGCAUAAUCUUCUAGUGUGGUGAGAUGAUUGAACAUGUUGUCUCUGCCAAGUAACAAAAGAUAGGAGGGGAGGACAUAACAUACCAUUGCUUAUUUGAAAAGCAAUGCUGAAAUGGCAUCUCAUCAGAUAUGUCCAAAUUUAGAAUGUGAUUUGCACUUUUUUCUUUCUUUCUUUCUGUAAUAUAGUAGUUUUUGAGGAGUUGAUCAUUUAGCAUUGAGAGGGCUUAACCAUUCAGUUAAUCCAUAACUUUGUCAUUCUUAUAAGCUAGUUUUAAUGCUUGGAACAGCCAGCCACCAUAUUUCAUGGUUUGGUUGGACUCUUAACUC
Lotus japonicus is the source of this 2510-nucleotide messenger RNA. Its product is annotated as outer envelope protein 61. NCBI's taxonomy places the organism in Eukaryota, Viridiplantae, Streptophyta, Magnoliopsida, Fabales, Fabaceae. The record is from RefSeq and is a predicted model, not a curated record. Bases 365 to 2131 code for a protein of 588 amino acids. Gene Ontology annotation, molecular function: protein binding. The transcript is spliced from 11 exons.